UUGAGGUGUGAUAUAUCCACUAUAUCUGRUUUGAGUUCGGGUUCUAAACACAAAGUACUUUCAAAACUUCUUUUAAAGCCCGCUUUUUAUGAAACUCUCUUAGUUGACUCAACUGUCAACCAAGUACGGUGGUCGUCGAUGGACGAAAAGCGAAUAUUUUAGUUCAUGUUUUUAUAAACAAACGAUCAAACUUGUGAAAGCAGUUUGAAGGAUUUUGAAGACUUCAUGGCAACCUGUUUUAGGUCGAAGGAACAAGGUGUUUUAGCAGAUUCGGGUUCCUCUUCUAAGACAGUUAGAGACUGUAACAGUAACAAAGUUGGUCUCUCCCUUCCUUCACUUAACCCUCAGUCAAGUCUAGUAACAAGUGUCCGUUCCAGGAAACCUCUUUCUUGUAGCCAAGCAGAAGCACUGGACAAUAUUCUUACUGAUGGGCCAUUUCCUCUCAAGGCACAAAGCAAGUAUAAUGAGUCAGGGUACUUUUCCAGAGAAAGCAAGCUUUCCCUUUAUAGUACUAGUGCAACAACAGAGAAUUUSAGUAGUGGUGAUGAGAUAGAUGCCUUCAACAAGGAGAGCUUGGAAGCAUUGCUUGUGGAAAUAGCAGAAGAAUUUGGCUGCUGCUGGAAGGAGGUUGGUCGGCAUUUGCUUAAAAAAGAAUGCUCCAUUGAAAAUAUCAAUGAAGACUACAGCAAAGUUUGUGAGAAAUCGUAUCAAAUGCUGAUGAAAUGGAAGAUUGAAAAUGGUAGCAAGGCAUCAAUUACUGACAUUUUCAAAUGCUUGAAUCAUAUUGGAAAAGAGAAUGUGGCAGAGAAACUGCUGGGAUAUCUACCAAACGGCGUGGCAAGGGAGUGUGAAAUGAUUCUUCUCUUGUCGCCCAAGAAAAUCCGCUGUGAGUCAAUGACAACUCCUAUUCACAACAUAACAGAACAACACAAAGAUUUAACUGUGGAAAGGCAAUUGAGAUUGGAAGAUGAUGAAGAGAUAUAUCUUUGCUCAAGCAACAUUACAAGAACAAAAUAUCUUCUAAAGGAAAUAGAGGAGCAACCAAAAGUCUACAGAUGGGCAGCAAGACUGAUCAUUAAUAACAAACAGCUGACACAGAAGAAGAAAACACUUCGUAAAACAAAUGAGUUUCUCAAAGAUUUACAGUUUAAAGAGGAAACAGUUGAACGGUUGAAAAACAUCACAGARACCCUUCAGGACAAGCUGCAUGUGAAGCACAUGACAUUUUGCGAGGARCGCUUGAGAUGUCCAAACUGUGAGAAGACAGCACUCAUGAGAGAAUUGUUAGAAAAAGACUUGUCUUUACUUCAUCAUGAACUUGYGAACAUGAUAAAAGGUAGCAGAAGGCUGUCAAUAUCAGGAAUACCUACUGAUAGAAUCUAUGACCUUGCAGAAAGGGCUUACAGUGUGUGUGAAGAACACAAAAAAUUCCAUGCUGAAAUAGUAAAAAUAUCUAAACUGUCCAGGCGUUGUAGCAUGGAACUUCUAGAUGAAAUGGAUUCACAGUCAGACUCAAACAUGUUUGAAUAUCCUUUGCAAUGCACACUGAAUAUUCUGCAUCAUUUUGGACGAAAACGAAAAGUUGUGCAAUCUCUGACUCCAAAAGAACGCAAGAAGUCUGCCAAAAAAGUCCAGAGACACUUCUCUGACAAGUCAAAGUCCCGAUUUUAUGUGCCUAAAGUUGAUGUUCAGGGAAACAUGCCACGCCCUAACUGGCCAAAUAGGAUUGGUUCCAAGAUAUUCCCUCAAAGAAAACGAUCCUCUGAAAAGAAGAACCGUCUGAAGUCCAAAUCAGAGAACAGGGAAGCUGUCAAAGCAUCUCUGACAAGCACCUCUAAACCUUCUCCAGAAGAUGAUAGUUUACCAGGAAAGCUUCAUCCCCGUAGCAACACCUUUCCAUCAGCCCUUGCCACUAUGAAUUCCAGUAAACCAUUGUUUUAUGGCCCUGAGGAUCUUGAUCUUGAUGAUAUCAAUGAUGAUGGAGGAAUGUGUAGUGCUAUGAAAGAUCUAACAAUUUCCAACAAGAUGUCACAUGUUCCUGGUCAGUGCGACACAAGUGUUACCAUGUUUAAAACUAGUUCAAGUGACUCAAAUCUUCAACAAAUUAUAAGAAAAAAUGGUGUGACACAGAACCCUUUUGGCACWCCCAAUAGAUUUUACGACUCUCRUUCUCCAGGCGUGAUGGAAAUUUUAUACAAAGAGAAAUCCAUUCACCAUCGCCAGAGGAGCUUCAGUAAUGAUGACAUCAAAGGCGUCUCGAAGCAUUUUCAUGACAGGCAGUCAGGGAAUGCAACAUGUGCUCAACAAAGGUCACUAGAAUUGAAUAYUGUUAGUGAUGUGCUCUGGAAAACAGAAAUUGACCCAGAUACAGUAUUCUUUGUUUAAGGCUGUCAGAGAAGUACAAUUAAUAUUUAUUGGUUACUGAGGCAAUAGUCCACUGUUUUUUCUCUGCCAAUGGUACACUUUGAUAAAAGCAAAUUUACAGCGUUAAUAAAGCAUUAAUUAUAAAUAAAUUGUAAAUAUUUCACAUUAUCAGCAUGUUAAUCUAACUUAUGAACUCAAUGAGAACCUUGUGAAAUCAUUUUUGUCAUGAAUCAAGACAGAACCACAUGUUACAAGUCAUGUAUUUUUUUAUUUCAUUUGUUCAUAUUCCAUCAUUCAUUUGCCAUAGAUAAUAUUYAUAAAAAUAUGCUACACAAAAAGUGCACAGAUAUUCAAAAAUACAGCUAAAAGUAUUACAAACUGUACUUUUGCGAUGUUSAAAUAGAAAUUGUAGUAAGAAAAUAGAUUUUUUUAAUCUUUUUUUAAUUUUUUAAUUUGUCCAUAUACAGGACAUUAUAAUACGUUAGUGUAUGACACAUURUUGAACCAAGUAGUACAUGUUUCAGGGCAGGUACCUGGAGCCCUUCAUGAUAAAGGGACUUUAUGGUUGUUACCAUAGAUUUGGUGGGGUUGAUCUACAAUUCUACAAGUACACUUGAACAAUAACCAGUCCUCUUGUAAAUAUUUGAAAGAAUCUCGUUGCAAAUGAUUAAAAUAUUUGAAAUCA
Molecule: messenger RNA, 3049 nt
Organism: Exaiptasia diaphana
Lineage: Eukaryota; Metazoa; Cnidaria; Anthozoa; Actiniaria; Aiptasiidae
Exons: 9
Coding region: 226-2385 (719 amino acids)
Biological process (GO): signal transduction
Molecular function (GO): protein binding
Source: RefSeq, a predicted model, not a curated record